Messenger RNA from Beta vulgaris subsp. vulgaris (sugar beet), 4235 nucleotides. RefSeq lists its product as hypothetical. Bases 254 to 3655 code for a protein of 1133 amino acids. The record is from RefSeq and is a predicted model, not a curated record. The transcript has 26 exons. Lineage: Eukaryota; Viridiplantae; Streptophyta; Magnoliopsida; Caryophyllales; Amaranthaceae.
AACGGCCGAAAAAGAUUUACUCUAUUAGAUUUAAACAUUACACAUUAGUGUUCUUCUUUGAGUCUUUGAAGACAAACAUAGAAAUCUUCAAAAGCGUGUAGCACGCAUUACUCAGUCUUACAGAAGUUGUUUGCACCAUCAACUUCAACGCCAAAUUCUUCACCUUCAAAAAAAAAAUAAACCCUCAUCUUCAUCUUCUUCUUCUUCUUAUUUUCUCACCAAUUCUUUUUCCAGCUCAAAAUUCCAUGAAAAUAUGGAAAUGGAAGAAGAAACUUCGUUGAAAUUUGAACGUUACCGCCGUGAUCGUCAGAAGCUUCUAGAAUUCAUAAUUUCAUCUUCUGGCUUCAAUUCUUCUCUCUCCGACAUCAACCUCGACACUCUUAGUGCUGACUACGUCAUCAAUUGCGUCAACUCUGGGCGUGUUUUGGAUGUUGAUGAAGCGACGAAUUGUUAUUAUCAUGAAUUAGCAUAUCCUACAAUGAUCCAUUCUCAAUCAGGGAGUUCUUUUUAUACUGUCUCACAACCACAGCUAUCCAGAUCACCUCCUAAGCGUCGGCCUCCUCCGGCUGCAGCCAGUAAGAGAACUACUGUUGCACCACAAUCAACUAUUGCACCAGAAUUGUCAACCCAAGUAGGGGAAGUUUCUAAUUACAAGAUGGCCACAAGGAAGGAUGAAAAUGGGUUCAAGGUCGCAGAUAUGAUAACUAGGCCCUUGAAGUUGGCUGAUAGUGGAGUUAUUCCUCCUUUAGGAUUACCUCACUUGCAGACAGGAUUGUCUGAUGAUGACUUGCGGGAGUCGGCUUAUGGAGUACUGGUUGCAUCUCUAGUCUUUUCGGGGAUCGAAGUGCUAUGUGAACAAAAUCGGAAAAGGGACAAGACUUCCAAACUUUUAGCAGGGUUGAAAGGAAAAAAGAACAAAGAAUAUUUGCCAGCCCAAUUUCAAGAUAGAAAUUUGGAACUACUCAACACCAUACGCACUCAGAUGGAGGUUUCAGAAGCAAUGGAUUUAUGCAUCAGGCAAAGUUUGACGCGAUGUGCUUCUAGGACAUCUUGUGUACAAAUUGAUGUUUUGGAAAUUGUAUUGUGGCUUAUUAAAGGCAUUUCAAGAUCAAGUUUUCCAAAUGAAAAGUCCUAUGUCCAGUGGAAAAAUCGACAGGCAAAUAUGUUGGAAGAACUCUGUUGCCUAAGCCACUUGACUAAUGAAUAUGCAACUGUGAAAUAUUUUAUUGGAAAGAUCAGAAAUGCAAGGGAAUGGGAUAUGAUGUCUCCCACUGAACGAUCUGAGGUUCUAACUUCCAUCAGAGAUUCAGCGUCAGAGAUGAUCCACAAGCCAGGACAUGGAGAUAAUAGCUGUGACUUACCCGGUGGUAACCACUUAAAAGUCCGGCUUUAUGAGAAACUGUUGUCUACAGUGUUCGAUAUCCUUGAAGAAGGACAAAUUUUAGCGGAGGUGAAAGAAAUUUUGAAGCUCAUCAAGUUGACGUGGUCUGCCCUUGGGAUCACUCAGAUCAUUCAUGAUGCACUAUACAGUUGGGUUCUUUUUAAACAGUUUGUUCAAACAGAUAAAGAAGAUCUGUUAGAGUACACAACUACCCAAGUGCAGAACAUUCUAGGUGCUGAAUCCCUUUAUGAAGGAGUGGAAUGCUUCUUCUGUACAAUUGAAUGGCAAGAAAGUGUGUUUCGACUAAAUUUGGUUCAAGCUAUAUUGCUCUCCAUGCAUAUUUGGUGUGAGGGGAAACUACAAGAUUAUCAUGGGCAUUUUAAUCAGAAACCAUCCAACUUGAAGAGGAUACUGACCUUUGCUAUGGCGACGGCAGUUCUUGAUCUAGAUGGCGAGUUAAUUAAACCUGACUCUUCCACUGGAGAUGCUUCGAGAAGGUUAAAGAUCUAUAUUCAGAGCUCUGUUCAAGCUGCAUACAUGCAAGUGCUUGAUUCCCUGGAUCAGAAAUCUAAUCUAGAGGGGAUGCAUCCGUUGGCAUUACUUGCAAAUGCUGUAAAAUUGAUUGCUGAGAGAGAACUUACUGUAUUUUGCCCUGUAUUACAUUUAUGGUGUCCUGAAGCCGGGAUGAUUUCAGCCACACUAUUGCAUCAACUCUUUUGGGAAAGAUUGAGACCAUUUAUACAGGGCAUAUCAUGCUUUUCUCAAGAUGUCAAGGUGGUUCUUGCUGCUGCUCGUAUGCUUGACCGGGAGCUGACUCAACUAUAUUCUUUCAGCUGUAAAGGGAAUAGCUUUCAUCAGCCUUUGAAAGCUGAUUUGGACCAUUAUCAGAUUGCAGAUGUCUCUGCUUCACUUAUUCUUGAUUGGUUGAUUUCUCAACAUACAUAUAUACUGGACUGGAUUGGCCGUGCCUUUGAUCUUGAGGAGUGGGAACCUUUGUCAUCUCAACAGAAACAUGCAAUAUCUGUUGUUGAGGUAUUUAGGAUGAUUGAGGAGACAAUUGAUCAAUUUUUUGGGUUGAAUCUUCCUGUGAAUAUCACACAUUUACAAGCUGUACUUUCUCUAGUCAUACACAGCUUGGACACUUAUAUGACCAAAAUGGUUGGCCAAUUAGUUGACAAGAGCCACCUUUAUCCACAAGCUCCUUCAUUGACACGGUAUGAAGAAACUCUUGUUCCUAUCACUAGGAAGAAGACGAUUGAGCUCAAGAUCUUGGAUGAUAAUUCUAGCAAUACUCUAGAUCAGUUGACAAUAUCCAAGCUCUGUGUCAGACUAAACACUCUUCAGUUUAUCAGAAAUCAAAUUGGUUCGUUGGAAGAUGGCAUGAGGAAAUCAUGGGGACUUGUUAGACCAUCUGUGAAUCGAAGAUGGUUUAACAUUAUAGAAGAAGAACUUUCUGAAGUCUUGGAGAGAACUAUGUCAAUGAAUGAAGAAUCGAUUGACGAGUUAUUUGCUACGACGUUUGAUGGAAUCUUAAAUAGUACCACAAAUGCUAUCAUCAAAGUUGUUGAGUUUACCGGAACGAAAGCUGUUUUCUGGGACCUUAGAGAGAGUUUCCUAUUUCAAUUAUACCGUGGUGGUGUUGAAAGAGCUCGUCUAGACACGGUUCUUCCAAAUGUUGAUGCUGUGCUGAACCAAAUAUGUGGAGUAGUUGAUGACACCGUCAGAGAUCCUGUGGUUUCAAGUAUUUUUCAAGCAUCAUUGGAAGCAUACCUUUGGGUAUUGCUAGAUGGAGGGCCUUCCCGUGCAUUUUCUGAGUCAGAUAUGAUUUCGAUGAAGGAUGACUUGAGAGCACUAGAGGACUUCUUUGUGGCUGAUGGAGAAGGCCUUCCUCGUUCUAUGGUUUUGCGAGAAACGGAAUUUGCACAUCAAGUGUUAGGCUUGUUUUGCCUUCAGACGAGCAGCAUCAUCCAAAUGUUAAUGACUGCAAGCGAGCGCAUCUCAAAUGGGGUUCCAUCAGGUCAUAGAUUAUUGGAUGAUGCUAAUACUUUGAUUCGAAUAUUAUGUCACAAAAAGGAUACAGAAGCGUCAAAGUUCCUCAAGAGGCAAUAUCGCCUCCCUCCAUCUUCAGAGUAUGAAGAAAAUCCAAAAAUUGAAUCUACAUCAAGUUCAGCCGUCAUAUCAGAUCUGCUAAAAAGAAGUUCAUCAUUUCGGUUCUCAGAAUCAGGACGAAGUAGCUUUAAGUCAUUGAAGAAAAAAUUUCAUGAAGCAUGGUGAGAAAAUGUGAUUAUAUCUUCAACUUGAGGUGUAUAAACUCGAAUGUUGUUGGAACGAAGACGGAGGUUGAUUUGCUCUCAUUGCAAGAUUAGGUAGUUGAAAUUAGUUGGUGCAGAUUUUGGCCUAUAAUGUAAGAUUGAUAAACUUGAGAUGAUUAAAAGAAUUAGGUAGCUAGUUUAUUUUUACGAUACCCCGAGUAACAGGUAAUAACAGUUAUUGGCAAAAUCAGCUAAUAAUAUUUGACAAGCACGAGACGAGAGAACAAAAGGUGUUCAGAAAUGAAAAUUUGAGUAUGGAGUAGUUUUGUUAAAUUGAUAGAUUUCGCCAAUAACUGUUAUUCACUUACCAUUUCCCCACCUCAUACACAACCUAAAGAAGGGAAAAUGUGUGGGUAGAGUUUGCAGAGUGGAUUAGAUAGGUUUAUUAGGUUCUUGUGAAAAAAAACAAAAGUUCUGUACCCAGUUUUUGUUGGGUCUUUACGGUUUGUUUAGUUUUAUAAACGAUUGAUAAAGUUUUGAUUUUGCGCAAUUGACGCAUCCAAGGAAUGCCAAUCUGUUUGUAGUGGCAAUUUAUGCGACAA